CUUCUCUCUCUCUCUCUGUCUGAGCUCCAUUCAGAAAGUACUAGAAUAGACUGCUGCUUGAGUCAGGCAUGAGACGCAAAUCCGAGCACCUUUUGGUUGUGCGGUGAAAGUUAAUAGUAAAACUCGUAAACAGACUUACACACUUAACACAAGUCUUACAGAAAGUUUGCAGAGAGCAAGCUGGCUAUUUGAGCUAGCUGAGCCGCCGUACACACCAUCACUUAGCUCCGUGUUUUCAGAAUAGCUUCAGUGCGGGUUCAUUUGCGUCUUUUGGAGCCCAUCUCCACGGUUAAGUCCUAACAGUCGUCAUUUUCCAAUCAGUUCAAACUGAAAUUAAGGAAUGGCACUGGACUUUGCAGCAGGAUGUAUUGGAGGUGCUGCUGGUGUAUUGGUUGGACAUCCUUUUGAUACCGUUAAGGUGGGUUCAACUUUUAUUUAUUUUUUUUAGGUUGCUCAAAUCCAAUUCACAAUGUUGAUGUCUGAUAUUGAUUGAUCUGUUAUUCUGUCACAGCAGAAAAAUUCUAGUGGAGUGAGCAAAGCUCCAGAAUGAGCCUGUGACAAGAAAAUGAAAAUGUUCAUUUCAUUCGUACAUGGAAACUAGGAGAUUUUUUUUUUCUUGCAGGUUUCCUUUUUAAAAAAAACAAACAAAAAAAAUCCAUCACAUAGGUUGGCUUGAGGUUUUGGUUGUGGGUUAAUGUGUCACAUGCGAGCAUGCACUAGCUGAGCUCUUUUCAUGUUUUGGCUCUGCAGUGUGUUUUGGUCUAGCAGAUAUGUACUGUUUGUUCCAACCACAGAUUAGAUUUCUCAUCAUUUUGAAUGCUCUCCAAAGUGCGCACACGAGUGAAGGACUCCCAGUUCUGGCUCAGAGCGUAAUUGCAAUUAAUCUUGAGAUUGGAAUGUUAAGAAUGAUCUUUUUCGUAAUUGUAGGAUCAUGUCAAAUCAUACAAGUCCCAUUCGAUCAAAUUAGACAGUAGAUUUCUGUAGAAAAUGUAUUGACAAGAACUCGGUCUUUUAUACUGAUCCUUUCAUCUGUACUGUGGUUCCAUGUAUGCAUAAACGUUUAGUGAAAUGCUCGGGAAAUAUAUCUGGGGAAAGUCAUUCAUUAAUAUUCUUUUUAAACAGUAUUUGUGUUCGGUAUGUAUGUUAGGUCAGUAUUAUGGAUUUCAAAGAUAAUGCUAAUAACUUAUUUAUUUAUUAUUAUUUCUUUAUAAUGAAAUUAAUUGUUGUGGAUUCUAACCGCCACAGAGAGUGGGUUCAGAGCUUUGAGAUACAAUGUGUUUCAUGGCCGCUGUCCUGCUUUUUUCCUGUGUUCAUUGUAAACCCUGCUACAGGGGCUGUCUUUCACGGCAUAAGUGUUACUUUGUUGUAGAUGAGGGUGAGGGAUUUACAACCCCUGCACGGAUUGGUAACCUAGUAAGUACAGUCAAGGUAAGACUCCAGGUACAAAACAUAGACAAGCCCCUGUAUCGCGGAACGUACCACUGCUUCCAGUCUAUCGUUCAUCAAGAAUCUAUAUUUGGACUCUACAAAGGUAUCGGGUCCCCAAUGAUGGGCCUGACUUUCAUCAACGCUAUUGUAUUUGGUGUACAGGGCAACGCAAUGCGCAUGCUGAGCAAAGAUACCCCUCUUAACCAGUUUCUAGCAGGAGCGGCAGCAGGGGCUAUCCAGUGCAUCAUUUGUUGCCCAAUGGAGCUAGCCAAGACUCGCAUGCAGAUGCAGGGCACAGGAGAGAAGAAGUCGUCCAGGAAAACAUACAAGAACUCGUUGGACUGCUUAGUUCGCAUCUACAAGAAAGAGGGCAUUCGGGGCAUCAACCGUGGCAUGCUGACCACCAUUAUCCGUGAGACACCAGGAUUCGGAGUGUAUUUCCUGUCCUAUGAUGUCCUGACGCGUUCACUGGGAUGUGAAGCAGACGACCUCUACAUCAUUCCUAAGCUGCUCUUCGCAGGGGGCAUGUCUGGGAUUGCUUCCUGGUUAUCUACCUAUCCGGUGGAUGUUAUUAAGUCCCGCCUCCAGGCUGAUGGCGUAGGUGGAGUUAAUAAAUACAGUGGAAUUAUGGACUGUGUCCAUCAGAGCUGGCAAAGGGAAGGUUGGAGGUUUUUUACUCGAGGUCUUACCUCUACUCUUCUCAGGGCUUUCCCUGUCAACGCUACCACGUUUGCCACAGUGACUCUGUUCCUCAUGUACAUGCGAAACGAUGGCGGCGUGAAAGACUGCGAGCCUGAGCAUCAGCCUGUACAGCAAACACAGCUCCAAACCACAAGCCUUUGAUUGGAUGCUCCGAUCUCCAAUAUUUGGGCUCUUCACCCAGAAUAAUUAUUAUACAGCGUCUGUAUAAUAAUUUCAAUCUCCCCCACCCCAUAUGAAACCUGUUGGGAAUUCUAGUUCCCUUAUUAGCAGUUACACUAGAAACAGUAUCAGCAAAAUUGUACCAGCUUUCAAAGGGUCUUUACAAGGAGUAGCACUUUGUGUUACGUGCUUGUGGAAUUUCCUUUUUUCAAGUUGACCCAAGGUUCUGAAAAUUUUUUUGUCAUGUUUACCUCUACAAUGAGAGAGGGUUCAUGCUGCUACAAUUUGUUUUGUUUUUUUUUAACUCAAUGUCCACAGGAUGCAUGUUCUAGUCCAGGAAUUUGGAUUAAAUCAAGUUUGUAUGGGGAAAAUUGUGAACAAGCAAAAAGGCUAAUGCUAACCUGUAUUAAACUGACUGGAGGUCAAGAGGAGGGGGGCAAGUCCAUUUCAUAGAAAGACAGAAGGCUUUGGGUCCAAAAAAAGGAUUACUCUGUCAUCACUAAGUCCUUCGGCAGAAAUGACAAAAAGAUCAACAGCUUUUUUUCAUUUGCAGAAGUGGUUAUUCAUACACGUUGCAGCGAUAACAGACUCCGCUCUUCUGGGAAGGCUUUCCACUAGAUUUUGUUGCAUGACCGUGACUGUGGGGAUUUGUAUUUAUUCAGCCACAAGAGCAUUAGUGAGGUUAGGCAUUGAUGUUGGGCGAGGAGGCCUGGGGUGCGCAAUCAGACUUCCAGUUCGUCCCAAAGGUGUUCCGUGGAGUUGAAAUCGGGGUUCUUCCACACCAACCUCAGCAAGCAAUGGCCCCGUUCACACCCGGCAUUAUGAAUGCGUCUCCACUUGUGCAAAGACUUGUUUUAUGACGGUCAGUCUUCCUUUGCAUUUAUUCUCAAGCAGAAAUGUCCCUCCAAUCAUGCUGCAUGUACCUUUUAUGGACCGUUUUAAUCAUGUGAUCUGCUAGCGAAACUUACAAACGAGUGAGAGUUAAGAUGAGAAAUUAAACUAUAUGAAAAACACUUGCUGUCGUCUUUGCUGUCAUAGCAUCGCCUUUAUGGGUUAGCCUGGCGAUGGAGAGCUCCAUCAUUCUGCAGCAUUUCCAAACAGAAUCGCAACAAGUACAUAUUUUUCCAGCUAGGGCAAUGAUGCAGUCGAGUAGACGGCCCUUUGUAUGCAUUUGCAUUCAUACUGCAAAUGUGAUGUGGCCAUAUGCGUCCCAGACCACCUCCGAAUGUGGUUUGAGUGAUCGGAUCACAAUGUGUCUUUGAGACGCGUUUGACCCCAUUCCGAUCACCCAAGAUGCUUAUUAAUGCCAGGUCUUUAUGGACCUCGCUUUGUGCACAAGGGCACUCUCAUGCUGGAACGAGUUUGGGCUAAGCCCCUUAGUUAUAGCAAAGAGAACACUGCUGAAACGAUUGUGUGCUUCCAAUAUCAUGGCAACCAUUUGGCAAAGGUAUGAUGGCCAGGCAUGCACAUACUUUUCUACCUGUAGUGCAUCUGCAAUGGAGGCAUUCUGUGUAUGUAGAAAAUGGUGCUGCUGAGCUUCUAAACAGCUACAUUUACUGACAUUUGUUGUCAACGUCGCGAUCAGUAGUGUAUAGCUUUGAUCUCUUGUCCGUUUUUUUUUUUUUUUUCCUCCGUUGCUACUGGCAUUCCGAAGAAAGGAUGUAUUCUGAUUUGACGAUAAACCUCAAAGCCUUUAACGUGUUCACAUUCAGCAAGUGAUUACUGUGAACUGGUUCACCGCUCAUUUGCUGAAAAAUACAUAUUCACACAGUAUUUCUGUACGGUACGGUUACAGAUGGAUCUGGUUAAGUGGAACACAUCUCUAAAUCAUUACACAGUAGCACAACACUUUUGUAAUUUGUAACAUUAUUUUAAAAGUUCAAAGAUAUCUGAAGUGCACCUUACUUCUUUCAAUUAUUCCCUUACCUUUUCUUGCUUUGUUACCCACUUGAGAUACUGUUUUAUCAUCAUCUUAGUUGCUGGAGCAUUAUUUUAGUACUGUGGAAUUAUUUUAAAUAGUGUGUCCGGUUGCAAUAAGCUUAAAGAAUCUCUGCAGUGACUUACUUACAGGCAUGUGUUUAGUGAUGCAUUUUUGUUUUGGGUGUUCUUGUUGGUGUUUAACUCUUAGCAUCUGAAAGGCAAAAAUACCUUUUCUUUUUUUUUCAUUUUUUUUUUUUUUUUAAAAAAAGGUCUCACAUUCAUGUGUAUAAUUAAUCAAGAUCAUUUUUGAUCAUUUAGUUCUGUCUGUUUUUACAUUGUCUUCUCUCACAUGGAAAAUGAAAUUGUGAAUACUGUUAUACUUUCAUGAUUGUACAAAAUGGUAUUUAUUAACGAAUUAAAGGGUAAUGGAAUUA
This is a messenger RNA of Ictalurus punctatus (channel catfish), 4643 nucleotides long. RefSeq names its product mitochondrial basic amino acids transporter (gene slc25a29l). Bases 1273 to 2271 code for a protein of 332 amino acids. Gene Ontology annotation, cellular component: mitochondrion. Gene Ontology annotation, molecular function: high-affinity L-arginine transmembrane transporter activity. Gene Ontology annotation, biological process: mitochondrial L-ornithine transmembrane transport. The transcript has 4 exons. Lineage: Eukaryota; Metazoa; Chordata; Actinopteri; Siluriformes; Ictaluridae. The record is from RefSeq and is a predicted model, not a curated record.